Messenger RNA from Ipomoea nil (Japanese morning glory), 1011 nucleotides. Its product is annotated as CRIB domain-containing protein RIC10-like. Lineage: Eukaryota; Viridiplantae; Streptophyta; Magnoliopsida; Solanales; Convolvulaceae. The coding region runs from base 127 to 792 and encodes 221 amino acids. The record is from RefSeq and is a predicted model, not a curated record. The transcript has 5 exons.
UUUGGGUUAAGAGUUUUUCUUGAAGAAAUUCCACCCAACCAACCAACAACAACCUAUCAUCCAUACUACCUAGGUAGCAUCCCCAACCUAAACUCGAGUUUAGGAAAUCACAAACUUUAUUGGAAUAUGAGCACGAAGGUGAAAGGUCUAUUCAGAGGGUUCAAAUACAUAUCCUCCAUAUUUGAAGAAGAAAAGGAUGCAGAAAUACAAAUAGGGUUUCCUACAGAUGUUAAGCAUGUUGCGCAUAUUGGUUGGGAUGGACCUUCUGCCCAAGAAAACCCAAGCUGGAUGAAGGAUUUCAAAGUGCAAUCAGCCCCACUAGGUUCAACUCCGGGUUCGGGUGACCCCAACACCAACACAGAGACUCCUGCCAUCAAAUGGGCUUCUGAAGAUAAAAAAAGCCGGAAAAGCAAAGGAGCAGGAACGGGAGGGGAAACGCCGGAAUUACCAAAGUCAUCCCGACGGCAGUCUUCGUCUUCCUCCGCCUCCGACAACCCUGAGUCCCCUAAAGCCGCCGCCUCCAAGCCGCGACAAAGGCGUCACCAUUCCAAAGACGGCUCCGGCUCCGACGUUACCAAAUCCCCUGAAGACGUCCCACACCUCCCCAAGAAGACGCGGCGGAAGAAGUCGAAGGAAUCCGACGCCAUCGGCGCUGCCCCUGGCAGAAAAGCAUCCAGAGCUGCCCCCUCCCACCCCACCGCCGCCGCUGCAACCUCCGCGCCUGACGGCGAAUCAGAUAACGGCGACCAAUGUGAAGAAGCUCCGGUGAAGGAGGAAUUCGCCGGCAAGUAGCCUGACGUUGCUCCAUUUCUAUCUUUUAUUCAGAUUUUGGUUGUUGGUAACUACGGUAAGGACGUACUAAUGUACCAUAUACAUACAUACGUAGUAGUUAGUCAUCGAAUCAAAUCAUACAAAAGUUUCAAUGAUACCCACUUAAUUGGUAUCAUUGUAAAAAUGUAAAAAAAAAAAGAAAAAGCCUUUCAUUUCCCAAACAUUUCCCCUUUUCACUUC